This is a messenger RNA of Kwoniella shivajii, 1686 nucleotides long. RefSeq lists its product as uncharacterized. Lineage: Eukaryota; Fungi; Basidiomycota; Tremellomycetes; Tremellales; Cryptococcaceae. The coding region runs from base 1 to 1686 and encodes 561 amino acids. The transcript has 7 exons. The record is from RefSeq and is a predicted model, not a curated record.
AUGUCUCGACCUCGAAGUCGUUUCAUGCCUUCAAGACGUUCUUUACCAUUCAUCUUAUUGAGUACUAUAUUUGUAUUGUACAAAUCUAUUCCAGCGGAAUAUUCAACUCAAGCAUUCCCUUCAUUUUCAUCAUAUCUAUCUGCGGAAGACGUAUUCUAUCCACAUUCAUUAAGUACCAAAUCAGCAGGUGAUCAUGGUACUUUUGUCGAAACUAGCGCAUACGAUUUACCUAAAUUGAUUAGAUCAAGAAGGGAUGUCAAGGAAGAGAAUCAAGGUGGAAUUGAUGGAUUAAGAAUCGCCGUUUUAGAACAUGCAGGGUUUCAUGAAGAGGUCGUUGGAGCCGUCAUCAAGACGUUGACUGAUAUAGGCGCUAACUUCACUCUUUAUCGUGACAAUUUCCGAUGGGGAUAUGCGGAAGUUUUAUCAUCUGGGAUGAAUUAUACAAUACCACCAACACCUUAUUCUGAUGGAACGUUCGCUUCGGCAGUAUCGAAUGGAGAGAUAGACGUUACGAUUCAUAUUUCAUGUGAUCACGCAUUUUGGAAUUGGCCUAAAAACAACUUGGCUUACGAAGCAAUGAAAGAAGCUAAAGACAUGCAAGUCGUUUGUAUGUUACAUGAAUUAGAAAAUUUAAGUGAACAUGAAAGGAAAAGUUGGGAAUUAGCUGCUAAACAAGAAAGAUUAACUUAUCUAACAUUGAGUAAACAUGUUAAAAAUUAUUUGAAAUCUGAAGUUUUGAAAUGGGCGGAUAUACUUAAAGAAACUAGUUGGGGUAAUGUUCAAGUUGAAGAAUUCGUUCCUAUUUUCCCAGUUGAUGCUUCAAGAUUACCCGAUAGUGAUCUCGUUCAAGUUGAAGAAUAUUUCCCAAAACGAGCUGAAUCGAUACCAUCUCGAUUAGCGAUUUUGGGCAAUAUCCAACCUUGGAGAAGAACUUAUAAUCCGAUUUUGAAAGAUCUUCAUUCCGCAAUUCAAGAUGACCCAGAAGCAUGGGGAUAUCUUCCAUUAUCCGACGAAUCAAAUUCCACUUAUAUUUCCUCGAACGAUAAAUCCAGACCACCUGUGACUUUACAUUUCAUAGGAUCUUUAGCACCAAGUGCACAACUCGAAAUCCCUGAUUCAAUGAGAGAUAUGGUAUUUAUCCAUUCCGGUCUGGAAUAUAUUAGCUUUUACCGUCUUUUAGGUUCCAUGGAUUUGGUGUUACCUGCUUUUAUGGGAUGGACAUAUCUUGAAAAGAAACUGAGUUCUGCUAUUCCAGCAGGAAUAGUUAGUCGAGUACCUAUACUCGGAUCAGAAUUACUUUUGAACGCCUAUCAGUUUUUACGUGAUCCAUCAAUCGUAUUACAUGCUCCUGGACUCAAAGAGAUUGAAGCCAUUUCAUUAUUACGAAAAGGUAUUGAUCCUAAUACUCAACACAAACCUUUAUUACCUGCGUCAUCAUCAUCAUCAUCAACAGACGAUAAUGCUUAUGAUACACAACAAUCCAAUCGGGGUUCUGGUCAACUACCUAUGGGAAUGCGAAACAGGAAAAGGGGAAAUGUCGUCUCCUCGAAAUCAUUCGGCGCAACCAGAGAGGACUGGGAUCAAUAUCACGAUAAAUUAUAUGAAGCAAACAGUGAAAUGAUGUUUGAUUUAUUGGACAAAUUGAGUAGAAAGAUUGAGAUGAGGAAAAGUCUCGAAAAAUUUUAG